AUGGAGCGCCAUCCAUUGCAAUCCUCAGAGGGACUUGCCGCAAUUCAGGAAUGUGUGAAACGACGGGCAGCCCAAAUUAGUCUUGUGAAAUCACCGGAGCAAGAUUUUCAAGAAAACAUCAAGAUAGCUCAAGAUGCGUUCAACAGCCUGACACACUUGUCAGAGAACUCAAUCGACAAACUCGAUGAGAUUAUGAGCUGCGGAGCCCGUAUCAAGGAGCUUGAGGCGCUCCAUGAAGAUACCAAGGAACAAAAAGAGCAAGAACAUCAGAACAAGCUCUACGAUAACGAGGUGCCUCUCUUUAUUGACCUUCUAGCCCUAUUUGAUCUUCAAGUCAGUAAAAGAUUAUUUAAGUUUUUGUGCGACAAAUUCGGUCACCCUAUUCCAACUACCAGUGCUCAGUCAGACACUGUACCAGGCGCCGUCGAUACCCACCAGCCCGAAGACACAGCUGCCUCAUGUUUCGCUCCUACACAAGACCCUCUCGUCCAGCCGACAAGCACGAACGACUCCGUACCAAGCCGCCCCGACGCCGAAAGUGCAGGCGAGCCGAGCACCCGCCCGGGCGAACUACACGGACUCGAACAGAAUACCUCAUCAGGCCCCCCAAAGAGACCAGCCGACGCUCAGAUAGCCCCCGACUUCCGUCCGACCCGUCCAACGAAGCGCAUUCGAUCGGAUAUAGCACAAGGGUCUCUUACGGGCGACAGAACUAUCGAGUUCGACCAAGUCUACCAAAACGGCCAUGCCGAGCCCAAAUACAACAUCGUCAAGCAUGAAGAGUUCUGGUAUAUCCUUGAGUGUAAGAAGCACAGACUGCACUUCAACAAUCAUCCCAUUCGCGGUGCCGUGAAGCAUCUUCGGGGUAAGAAGCACAACCAGACUUCUGUCAAUUACGAAGAAGCCAUUCGCACUCUGGGAACUCGCGUUCUUAAUUGCACCGAAGAAAAAGUUGCUGAGAAUAAUGAGGUUGCGCGACGACCUUCCUACUCUCAGAUGUGUCGGCCUGUCCAUAGUCUUUCUCCAUCCGUCCCUCACAGCCUUCCUACGCGGAGUAAUCAGAAUCGCGCCGAUAUUGAUCCCGAGCCUGGAGAAGUGUACACGACCUUUUGGAGCGAGACAAAGCGAUUCUUUGCCAUUCUGGUUCUGCCUUGGCGUAAUGUCGGACACCUGGGUAAAGACCUAGCCCUCACUGUCAAGGACACUGAGCUCAUCAAGAAGGUCCCAUCUUGUUAUCGGUAUAAUCAUGUCGACGACUCAUACGAAUGGGCUCCGCAAUAUCGCCCUGGUGGAGAGUCCUACCCGAAGAGGAAAUAUCCCAUUAUGUUUUUUGAUGCGCAGGUGUUUCCGGGGCAAUGCCGCGUUUAUUGGGUUGCUGCACGCGACUUUCAGUUAUACAAUCCCCGAGUUGCUACUAUCCCGUUCAAAGACGUCGUGGAUGGCUAUAUUGCAUCAAGGAAUAACAGUAGUGAUCAAGCAGUCCCUGAUAUCAACGCUGGACAAGGAAGCCUUAGCGAUGACCGACCGACGGCCGAAAUAUUCCCACGCGAAGAACAAGUUACAGGCGAGCCCGGUCGAGAGAUCAUUGUCAUUGAUGAUGAAAGUGAUGAUGAAGCUGGAGGUGGUGAGCCAUGGCCUGAUACACCUGUCGGGACCCCUGUUCCCAAGAUCGAACCUCAAGAGGUGCCUAUGACGAUGGGUGAUGUCCAGCAAGAUUCAGGCACCAACCAUGGCAAUUCAUCUUCACAGCAGCCGUUGAAUUAUGCAGUAGCGAAUCAAAGUCAACAACGAACAAAUGAUGUGGACUCAAAUGACACCUUGAUCGACUCGGCAGAGUACCUUCGGCGUUUAGACAACGCCGGUCAAACAGACGCUAUCUUGUUAAACCCCAAUCAUGCCCGGCAACGUGAUGGCGUGCCUGAGUCUCAAGCACUAGGAAGCGCUUCUUCAAACACUGUAUUUAAUAUCCAACCCCAGGCGACUUCUGUCAGUGACGCUUCAUUGUCUCGAUGGCCCCCGGCGCAUGAGCACGAACCGGGCAUCACGAAUUUCCAUUCCCAUCAGCCACCUCAACCAGCGACUACUGGUACCCGCGCCCCUGAAGCAAUCAUGACCCCGCUGUCUCAUAACCAGAACCAAACAGACAGCUCCCAGAGACAGCCUGCACAAUUAGCAGGAUUGUACGGUUACUUGAACCAUGUGCGGGGUGCAUCAUCGCAAUGCCGCAUCGAUGGCAACGGUCGUCUUAGAUGGCUUGCUCCCAAGACCACGGCUGGGAUGGCCAGGAAAUGA
This is a messenger RNA of Fusarium musae, 2292 nucleotides long. RefSeq lists its product as uncharacterized. The transcript has 2 exons. The record is from RefSeq and is a predicted model, not a curated record. Bases 1 to 2292 code for a protein of 763 amino acids. NCBI's taxonomy places the organism in Eukaryota, Fungi, Ascomycota, Sordariomycetes, Hypocreales, Nectriaceae.